AUGACCGAAACACCUACCAACAUCGCUGAGAAGUCGCUAGGAAAAACCGACCCCACGGAAGAACGAAAUUUUAUGUCUGUGGGUCCUGAUGGUAGCGAUAGUAUUGACCUUGAAUACGACCUGGAGGACGAAACUUUCGAGCUACCACUGAAGGCUAGAUUCAGGUCUGAGCAAUCUGGCAAUUUUCCAGAUCUCGCGCCAGUGGGAAGUCUCGAUAAGAAAGUAAGGUUUCAAAGCCAAACGGUGUCACCAUGGGAUCCAUUGACGGGUGAGUCGAUUGGCGUUUUGAAUACACACGAUUUUGAAUCUCCAACAAUGUCCAGAACUCUAAGUGGUGCAAGUGGUCGAAAACCGCACAUUGAAGACGUCUUACAGCACGCACAAAUGUUGAACGGUUAUUUGGACCAAACUUUCGGUAAAAUCCAAUCUUUUCAAUCGGAAUUUUACGACCAAGACCACGAAAGCUCCUUGCCUAUGAGUAACAAUUUUGCCAGUAACGUUGCAACCGCGCCUACUACCCCGUCCGGUUCAGUUUCGAAUUUUCAGCUCAGCGAAAGUGAAACUAGCGAAGCUAGCGACGUCCCAGAUGAAUCACAUUCCGAUUUCGAUGGUGUUUCAGCAGCUGUUCUGCAAAGCAAUAACGAGAAGGAGGACCACAAAAUCAAACAGAUCUUGUCUAAGCAUCAAACUGCAACAUAUCCUCGAUCCGAGAACCCGUCCAAUGUGAGUCUGGUAAGAAGUGAGUCAAACACUCGCAUGGGAAGUGUACGACAAGAUUCACCUGGCACCCCUCUUGGGUCCCCUGCUAAUGGAGCUCAAACUAUCCAAAAUUCACCUGUAAUACGAGAUCAAAAUUUCUUGCGGCCCAAGGAAUUGGUACCGCGACCUUCAGAAUCAGAUGCAGAGCCAGACGUGGAGGCCCCAGACAUGAGUUCCGAUGUAGCGCUGGCGCUAUACACCGAGACCAUCGAACGUUUACUAGAGCUCAGUAAAGACAUUGAUAUUAUUCCAGAACAGAUCUUACCGCCUUUUGCCACAUUCCACAUGAAAUCGGCGCCUACACUUGGCUACGAAGAUUAUUUGCAGCGAUUCCACGGGAAGUUUUCAUUUUCUUCCAUUGUAUACCUAACGGCGGCGUAUCUUCUACAGACUUUAGUGCUACGGAAAGAUACCGAUGACGGUAAACUCGCAUUUAAAUUCAAAGUCGAAUCUAGGCAAGUACACAGACUGAUCAUCGCAACCCUAAGACUCGCAACAAAGUUGCUGGAGGACUGCGUCCAUUCACACCUAUAUUUCAGUCGCAUAUGUGGCAUUUCCAAAAAGCUACUUACCAGGCUAGAAGUGGCAUUGCUGGAGUGCUUGAAUUUCCAGGCUCUCAAGAUUACGAACAAAACUUUACUCAAGACCGUACAGAUCCACCAAGAGCUGUGUGCUAUCCGAGAAUAG
Lachancea lanzarotensis is the source of this 1446-nucleotide messenger RNA. RefSeq names its product LALA0S05e06480g1_1 (gene PCL8). Gene Ontology annotation, biological process: regulation of cyclin-dependent protein serine/threonine kinase activity. The record is from RefSeq and is a predicted model, not a curated record. Bases 1 to 1446 code for a protein of 481 amino acids. The transcript has a single exon. Gene Ontology annotation, cellular component: cyclin-dependent protein kinase holoenzyme complex; nucleus. Gene Ontology annotation, molecular function: protein kinase binding; cyclin-dependent protein serine/threonine kinase regulator activity. NCBI's taxonomy places the organism in Eukaryota, Fungi, Ascomycota, Saccharomycetes, Saccharomycetales, Saccharomycetaceae.